AAUGAAAACUAUCGUUACAUUCUGUAUUAGUCCUAAACAUAUCCGAACUUGUUUACUAUCCAAAAUAAUUUUAUUUUGCUAUUGAUUAUUUUGACAACUGAAAUAUCAAGACAGAAAACCGCACAACAACCGUAGAAAACUACAUCGAUUAAUCACUCAGCAACUCAAAAUGAAUCCAGGCGGAAUAGAAAGAGCCCUGGAGGGGCAUUUGCUUCAGGCCACUAAAGUUGUGGAACAACAGCUUGAUGCUGAGAUAGAGCGCUUAGAUAAGAUGGACGAAGAUGAUUUUGAAGUUCUUCGGCAAAGAAGAAUGGACGCCCUUAAAAAAGCACAACAACAGAAACAGGAAUGGGCAACAAACGGACAUGGACAGUACACAGAAGUUUAUGAUGAGAAAGAAUUCUUUGACACUUGCAAAAAAAGCAAGAAGGUAGUCUGUCAUUUUUUUCGGGAUAGUACCUUCAGAUGUAAAAUAGUUGACAAACAUCUCGAAAUCCUGGCUCCGAAGCAUAUAGAAACUAAGUUCAUCAAAAUCAAUGCAGAGAAAUGCAAGUUUUUAGUGGACAGGUUGAGAAUUGUGGUGUUGCCCACCAUAUGUAUCGCCAUGGAAGGCAAAACCCAGGAUUACAUCGUAGGGUUUGAUGAGCUAGGUGGGGCAGACGAGUUCCCAACAGAAAUGCUUGAAUGGAGGCUUGGUCGUGCGCAAGCGAUCAACUACCAGGGAGAUCUGCUUAAUCCACCAAAGUUUGGGAAACAGAAAGACACAAGUGUGUUUGGUUUUGUUAAGACGAAGAAAACCAUAAAAGAUGGAGGGGCUGAUGACAGUUCAGAUGAGGAUGAUUGGUGAUUCUCCAAACUGAAUGUUGACACAUUGGAUAAAAUAUGAUUUAGAACGUUUAGAACUUGUUUUUAAUGUGUUCAAAUAUCAUUAAAGAUAUUAUGAAAAAUAUUAUUAACAACAUUUUGGUAAUUUUUCAAUGUGUUCAAAUAUCAUUAAAGAUAUAAUAAAAAAUAUGAUGAACAA
Molecule: messenger RNA, 1024 nt
Organism: Dreissena polymorpha
Lineage: Eukaryota; Metazoa; Mollusca; Bivalvia; Myida; Dreissenidae
Product: thioredoxin domain-containing protein 9-like
Exons: 2
Coding region: 170-847 (225 amino acids)
Biological process (GO): microtubule cytoskeleton organization
Cellular component (GO): cytoplasm
Source: RefSeq, a predicted model, not a curated record